This is a messenger RNA of Sinocyclocheilus grahami, 592 nucleotides long. Its product is annotated as general transcription factor IIH subunit 3-like. NCBI's taxonomy places the organism in Eukaryota, Metazoa, Chordata, Actinopteri, Cypriniformes, Cyprinidae. The transcript has 6 exons. The record is from RefSeq and is a predicted model, not a curated record. Gene Ontology annotation, biological process: regulation of DNA-templated transcription; nucleotide-excision repair. Gene Ontology annotation, cellular component: transcription factor TFIIH core complex; transcription factor TFIIH holo complex. The coding region runs from base 293 to 592 and encodes 99 amino acids.
UAUGUGAAGUCAAACACUGUGUGUUUGCAAGAAACAAAUCCAUUAAGGCAUUUUUUAACUUCACGCCAUUGCUUGGCAUUACGAGUCCCUAUUCCAUAAUUUAGCUUUCUCGGGUGAAGAAGUCCUUCUCCAAAUUUUCAUUUUUAGGAGAAUUAUUCCUUUAACAAAACUAAAUGUCUUGGUUUCAUUCAUGUAUUACUUGUGCUGGCUGGUUUGAUGCAUAUAGCUUAAUAUCUAAUGACUGUUUUUUUUGUUGCAUUGUUUUAAUGGAUGAUAUUACAAGAAAAUAAUUAUGUUUUUAUUUUCUUUAUUAACAGCAGAGGUCAAUGGCAGUCAAACAGACAGCCUAUUGGCCGUAUCACUCGCCAAAGCUCUGUGCUACAUUCAUCGAGUCUCAAAGGAUGUGCAAGCUGGACAGGACAUGAAAUCAAGGAUUUUGGUAAUAAAAGCUGCUGAGGAUUCUACAUUACAGUACAUGAACUUCAUGAAUGUGAUCUUUGCAGCACAGAAGAAGAAUAUCCUGAUUGAUGCCUGUGUGUUGGACGCUGACUCGGGACUGCUGCAGCAGGUAUUUAGUUUGAUCACAUUCUAA